UUGAAAUUGGCGGUUGAAAUAUCGUAAAAUCACGAACAGGUGUGCGGGAUUUGAAAUUUUGACAGACGCUCUAGGCAAUGUAGUUAUUGCAAACAUAUCUAUAACCAUGAUUUUUUAAUCACAUGAUAUCCCAAAAUAGUGGUCACAUGACAAAUCACAUGAUAGUCGGACAGAGAUGGCAGAUUCAACUAGGAAGUUUCAAUACUGUUUUUUUAUUCUUGUUAUUUUUUCAAUCCAAGGUUGUCAUUCAGAUUCGAAUGGUGGAUCGACUUGUGCAACAUGUGAUGUUUUGAUGGGCCUUGUUGAACAGACAGCUGUUAUACACAAUGAAACACUUGUAAAUUCAUUGGAAAGGAUCUGUAACUACUUCCCAGAUCAGUUCAAGAAACCAUGCAAGCUAUUUUUGGAUUUUAUUGGACCUAUUCUUAUUGAAAUUGUUGAAGAAAAUGACACACCUGAUGUUAUAUGUCAUAAACUUGGACUAUGCUACACAGAAAAAGGAAGACAGUGCAAUCUUUUCCCUUUGAAGAUAAAUCAAAGAUUGUAUCAUUACACAGAGGACCCUAGACUAGUGAAAAAAGUGAAACAUCUGCACAUGCCCAGAUUAGGUGCAGGGAUAUGUGAUUUACCAGGAAUCAAAGAGAUUUGUGACUGGAUUAAUCUGAUAUUUUCUGAUCAUGAGCCUGCUGUGGACCUAGAUGGUGACAAACAUAGCCCAUAUGAGACAUUGAGGGGUUACUCAUGGCGAGGUAAAGAUUGUGAUGAUGAGAGAAGGAAUAUUCACCCUGGGGCAAGGCCUAUAGAUGGUGACAGAGAAAUUGACUCCAACUGCAAUGGAAUAAAAGGUCAUACUCCAGCUUCUAAUGUACCAUAUGAGAACAUGUUCUGUGAAUCGUCUCAGCCUCGUGGUAUAGCUGUACUGGGUGACUCAAUUAGUGCGCACUUUCAUCUGCCUAGAGAAUGGUUCAAUUCUACUGAAUUAUCAGUGGCAAACUUUGAGCCAUUGCCGUACAUUGCUGAAAAUGAGCUUGAUUGGCCGGAACUCUCUUAUGGAACUGGAUUUAUGAAUGCUACAGAGGAACUGAGUAAAGUUAUACAUGGUCAUACUGAUUCUUUAUACCUGAGACUAUGGCAACGGAACAGAUGUAACUUUAGGGAUUAUCAGAACAUUGCCGUGAAUGGAGCUAGAGCUAGCUCAAUGGUUGAUACCAUUGAAAAAAGUUUAUUUAGGAACAGGACCGGAGAUUAUCCGUUGAUUGUUAUAUAUGCCCUGGUGGGAAAUGACGUCUGCAAUGGACAUCCGGAUACUAUUGCACACAUGACUACUCCUGAUGAAAUGAAGAAAUAUGCCACGAUGACACUACAGUAUCUGGAAAAGAACAUUCCAGCUGGAAGUUUUGUGUUCUUUACGGGUCUUGCAGAUGGGCGUGUCCUUUAUGAUAAUCUGAAGAACAGGAUACAUCCGAUUGGUUCACUCAGGAAUGAUGUCACAUAUUCACAUUUUUAUGACUAUUUCAACUGUCUAGAGAUAUCACCCUGUACUGGUUGGAUGAAUACAAAUGAAACUUUGCGGGACCUUACUACUAAGAGGGCUGUAGAACUGAGUGCUGCACUGCAGGAAAUUGUAAAUACUUCUGCUGGGAAUUACAAGAAUUUCAAACUUUAUUACAAUGAAAAUCCAAUAAAUAAAGUUAUAAAUGAAUGGAAGACAGCUGGGAAACCAGUUUAUGAACUUCUGGAACCAGUUGAUGGUUUCCAUGCCAAUCAGAGAGGAAAUGCCGAGGUAGCAAGAGUUGUGUGGGAGGAGCUACUUCAAAAGUGGCCGGAGUCUGUGGGCAAGGAAAACCCCUUCAAUGAAGAGAUCAAGCAAAUGUUUGGUGAUCAAGGCGGCUAUAGAUAGAGUAUCAAAGAUAUUACUACAUGAAGCUGUUUAAAUAUGCAGGAUUUGAUUCUUAAGACAUCAGUUUAGAAUAUAACCAUAAUAUUUUGUUGUUUUUUUUGUCUUUAAAAAAAAAAAGCAAUUGUUUCGAUCAUGAUUGAAUAAUUUUAUCAAUUCAUUUUUAAUCAGGAAGACUUUUCUUUAGUAAAUGAUUGUUGAUCUCUGAUUUCA
This is a messenger RNA of Ruditapes philippinarum (Manila clam), 2110 nucleotides long. Its product is annotated as acyloxyacyl hydrolase-like. The record is from RefSeq and is a predicted model, not a curated record. The coding region runs from base 176 to 1900 and encodes 574 amino acids. The transcript has 19 exons. Gene Ontology annotation, biological process: lipopolysaccharide catabolic process; negative regulation of inflammatory response. Gene Ontology annotation, molecular function: calcium ion binding; acyloxyacyl hydrolase activity. NCBI's taxonomy places the organism in Eukaryota, Metazoa, Mollusca, Bivalvia, Venerida, Veneridae.